This is a messenger RNA of Anopheles maculipalpis, 1382 nucleotides long. RefSeq lists its product as uncharacterized. NCBI's taxonomy places the organism in Eukaryota, Metazoa, Arthropoda, Insecta, Diptera, Culicidae. The transcript is spliced from 6 exons. Gene Ontology annotation, cellular component: plasma membrane. The record is from RefSeq and is a predicted model, not a curated record. The coding region runs from base 6 to 1337 and encodes 443 amino acids.
CUACAAUGUCGACUACGUCGAUCUCUCGCGAGGAAGAGCGGAAACCGCUGAUGGAGGAGUUUUACCGGCAGCGACGAAUUCUGCUUGGCUGUACAAUCCUUAUCGGUGUGGCAGCCGUCAUAUGGAUUGUGGCAAUUUCCACCGAUCACUGGUUCAUCGUAACAGGUGGCCAAGGAAUCUUCAUACCGGAAACGAGACGAUACUUCAAAACGUCACACUCGGGGCUUUGGAAGAUAUGCCGCUACGGGGUCAUACCGGCCGUGAUGGCACAGUCGAACGCGACACGCAACUUCACCACGCUAUCGUUCGUGAACGAGAAUCGCAUCGCCACGAUGCGUUCGUCCAUUGCGAAGGAACCGUACAUCAAGGAGUUCCUGAAUGGCGACCUGAAAACGGAAAACCUCACCGAGGUGGACGACACCUUCCGAAGGCAUCUGUUCGCGUCCUGGAUCGUUAACGAUGCGGACCGGUUCCACGAGCUGAAGGAUCUGUUUCACGAUAUUACGGGCAAGGUGCGACAGCAGGACAAUGUCGCGGUACAAAAGCUUAAAAAUCCACCGCUAAUGAUGCUCGAUCCGACCGACCUGAACUCGGUGCGUGAAACGCUGAAGGAACCGGUAGCCGCCGUGCUGACCACGGUCACCAUCAACUCGACCGACAUCAACGUGCUGAUACCUAUCACGCUGUCCGAGGCCCUGUUCGAUGACUGGGAGCAGCGGCCGGGUGUGAUUUAUUUGCUUUGGAGCUUCGCCAAAGCGAUGAACAUCCCGCCGUACAUCGUCAGCCCAAAUGGCACCAAGUACAUCAUCCGACCGCCGUUACCACCGAAGAAAGGGCGCAUAGGGAAUGGUUACGAGUACACCUCCUUCAAAAAAUGUAAAUUCCACAAUCUUUUCCCUAGCGAUGACGAGAUUCUUCAGGAUCCCGCGAUUGAUGACGAACUGCUUGACUAUAGCCGGACCGAAGCAUCGUUUGCGUGCAUUACAGUGUUUGUAAUGGUGAUGGGGUUCAUCUUUUCGAUCUACACGUUUUUGAACCCUCGGUACAUGUUCAAACGAUUGGCCGGCGGAAUACAUUUCAUAUCAGCUGCGACCAGUAUUGUCGUCAUUCAGGUGUUGGUUGCUUCCGUUGAGUACGAGAAGGAAAACAUAUCGUACACCUUUCCGAAAGGUGCCAAAUAUAGCUAUGGCUACGGAUUCUAUCUUGCAUGGUUCGUAUUUUUGUCGAACAUCUACGCCGGUCUGAUGUUCAUGUGGUACUCGAAGAAAAGGAAAGGCAACAAAGCAGCUACGGAAGAAUUGGGAAUGGCUGACGAACCUAUCAACAUUGGACGAUAAGACUAUGGAGCGUCGCGAGGAACGUAAAUUUGCCCAUCCAUACCA